Messenger RNA from Stylonychia lemnae, 1002 nucleotides. The record is from the annotation of a GenBank genome assembly. NCBI's taxonomy places the organism in Eukaryota, Ciliophora, Spirotrichea, Sporadotrichida, Oxytrichidae.
AUGCAUCAUACGGAAGUGAUAUUUCCACCACUCCCUACUCAAUAAGAUUAGUUUAAGUUACCACAUUUAAGAUCUGUUAUCAUUAGUGGGAAUAUUGAAGAAGGAACUUAAGUCAGUGGAUAAAAUUAACAAAAAGCUAUUAAUGGAGUGGUCAUUUUUGAUAGCUUGAAAUUCUAUGCAGAGCCAGGGUCUAAAUCAGUAUAAUUUAGAGUAUUUUCUCCAAAUAUCAAUUCUGACAAAAUAAGAUAAACUUAUGGCCUUCCUGAAUCUGAAAUCAUCAAUUAUGAGCUACUUUCUAUUGAUUUUAAUGACUGUGAAAUCGGAGAAAUCAAAUCAGACAAAAUGUGUUUGAAAUGUGAGUAGGGAACUUACUCAAUAUCUUCAUCUUAAACUGAAUGUUAAUUAUGCCCUGAAUAUGCUGAGUGUUUCGGUGGAAGUGAUAUAUCUGUCUACUCAGGCUACUGGAGAAGUUCAAAUACUUCAUUGCAAAUUCACAAAUGCCUAAAUCCAGAAUCUUGCAUAGGAGGUCUAAUACAAAUUAGAGAAGAUGAUUAGAAUCAAUUAUGCGAUGUUGGAUAUGGAGGAAACUUAUGUCAAACCUUUGGGUUGAUCCCAAUAAUUUUGAUAAUUGCUUUUGCUCUGGCUUUUAACAUAUUCAUAUUGAUAAAAGCUUAAUUCAAGAAAAAAUUCUAUCAAUGGGUCUUUAUUAUGGCUGUUAUUGUAAUAUAUUUCACUCAUCCCACUGUGUCAAGGAAUUUGCUUCAAUUAUGGUUUUGUUAGGAGUUAGAUAAGGGUGAAUACUGGGUUCAAAAUGAUUUAUCUAUAAAAUGCUGGGAAGGGGAUCACCUCAGACUUAGUAUGUUAAUUGGAUUACCAUUUAUCCUGUUUUGGGUAGUUGGAGUACCUGUAUUCGGAUUUUUUUACCUUAAAAUACAGAACAAGAGAAAUCAUAGGAAAAAUUCAGCUAAAAUUUUAACCUUACCUAAAUCCUAUGAUAAAUGA